Molecule: messenger RNA, 702 nt
Organism: Thermothelomyces thermophilus ATCC 42464
Lineage: Eukaryota; Fungi; Ascomycota; Sordariomycetes; Sordariales; Chaetomiaceae
Exons: 3
Coding region: 58-522 (154 amino acids)
Source: RefSeq, a predicted model, not a curated record
GCACACUUUGUCUCUCAUAGUAUCUCGUCCGAGAUAUUUCUGGUCCUUUUCCUCAGCAUGCGUGCCUUAAUGUCUAUGCUUGUGGCGGUCCUCGCCGCUCCCCUCUCGGUGGUCGCCGCCCCGACGGGGAAUAUUAUGGCCGCUAGGCAGGCGCCUGUGGCACCGACUCCCUGUGUCAGACAGGAUCCGCCUCCCACACAGGAGGAGACGGAGGCCCGAUUUAACGACUUUGUGGAAAAGUUUGUUGGGCGUUCCAAAAGCAUUGCAAAGGCGUUUGAGUACAUUGCCGAGGACUACAUUAACCAUAACCCCUUGGCGCAAAACGGGUUCAAGUCCGCAUGGGAUAUUUUGAGUCCGUUCUGGGACUCCAGCCCUACUACCUAUCUUCGCCACACCAUCGACGGAGACAUGUCCUGGGUUAACUAUAGGUCAAGUUUCGGCCAGAUUGUCGACCGUUUCCGGUGGGAGGGAGGUUGCAUCGUUGAGCACUGGGAUCAAGGAGAACAAUACCCUACAUCUUGAGCACCGUGGAUCGGAAGUUUUUCAGAGGUGUUGCUUUGUGGAGGGAAUUUGCCAUUCGCUGGGCUAUGGCAUCGAUAGGUACGGAGACAUGCGUGGCAAUACAGCGCGUAUGUAAACAUCUAGAGAACGUGCUGGCUAGGCGGGUUGCGCUUUCACUAUGCCAGUGUUUAUCAAUGAAUU